Molecule: messenger RNA, 654 nt
Organism: Arvicola amphibius (Eurasian water vole)
Lineage: Eukaryota; Metazoa; Chordata; Mammalia; Rodentia; Cricetidae
Product: charged multivesicular body protein 5-like
Exons: 2
Coding region: 1-654 (217 amino acids)
Source: RefSeq, a predicted model, not a curated record
AUGACAGAAAGUGGGGACAAGCAUUGGAAAGUGAGUUGGUCCAUUCAGGCAGCCCACCCGCAAGAAAUGCAGGUGCUUCUUGGCUCAUGUCUCACAUGUGACUUUCAGACAGGGUGCUUAUCUGGUGUGGGCUUUUCUUCACUGCUGGACAAGGUAAAUCAAUUCUUAGGGAACACAAAAUUCAAGGCUAUCCUGUCCAGCCGGACUGCUUGCUGUGAGAGAGUGCAGGGCAGGGCAGAGUCAAAUGGUAAGAUUUCAGGGUUGGGUGCUGAGCUAGGGAAAUACAAGGACCGUAUCAAGGAGAUGAGAGAGCAUCCUGUCAAGGUUAAUGCCAUGACAUUGGGAGUAAAGACACUGAAGAAGGCACAGGCUAGUGAGGCUGACCAGAUUGAGGAUUUACAGGACCUAUUGGAGGAUAUGACAGAAGGUGCAAAAGGAACUCAACAGGUGCUAGGCAUGCCCAGCAUUAUAUAUGAAGAUGGGCUAGGAGCAGAGUUGAAUGCACAGGACGGGAAGCUUUUGACUGAUGAAGAAAGCUCUUACUUGUACAAAGCAGCAUCUGCUCCAGCAAUUCCAGCCAGUAUUUCUGUAGCAGCAAUUCCAGACAGCAUUUCUACUGACCAAGAGGCAAGGAUGGAGUGUGCUGAUGGAUGA